AUGAGCGCGCCAAUCAUUGCUCAGCCAGUUGUAGUAUCGCUGGCCGACUUGCAAAACGGAAUUGUGCCUUUUGAGAGACUCGUUGAGGCUUUUGGGCCAGAUUCUCUAGGAAUCUUGGUUGUCAAGAACGUUCCACCUGAGUUUCCCGAGUUGAGACGCCAAGCGCUUUCUUAUGCCUCGUACCUUGGAAACUUGCCAAAAGCUGAGCUUGACAAGGUCGAGAACCCCGCCGCCAAGUAUUUAACAGGCUGGUCAUUGGGCAAAGAACAACUCAAGGACGGACAAGUAGACACGUUCAAAGGCUCUUUUUACGCCAACUGUGCAUUCUACACCGAUCCAGAGCUAGAUGCCGCAAAGCCAACGCCCGAUUUCUCAGUGGAGAACUUUCCAGAAUACCUGUCACCAAACAUCUGGCCCGAAAGCGAGGUUCUCCCCGGCUUCAAAAGCAGUCUGGAAGACCUCUGCAGGCUUUUGAUCGACACAGCCGUACUCGUUGCACGAGCAUGCGAUCAAUAUGCGGAGCGGGAAAUCGAGGGUUACACCAAGGGAUACGUCGAGCACGUUGUCAGCACGAGCAACACCACCAAGGCCAGGCUGCUGCACUACUACCCGCAAUCUCAGGAGGGAUCAAGUGAAAACGAGGAUGACUGGUGCGGCGUGCACCUCGACCAUUCGGUCUUGACAGCUUUGACAUCUGCGAUGUUCGUCGAUGAGCAUAAGACGCCAUCGGAUGCAGUCUCACUCGGAAAAGAUGCUACAAAAGUCUCCCCGCUAGAGGAGAUGGCAGGGAGCCCUGAUCCUCUAGCUGGGCUUUACAUCAAGUCUCGGACAGGUGACACCGUUCAGGUGAAGAUUCCGAGGGAUUGCAUUGCUUUCCAGACAGGCGAGGCACUCGAACGGAUCACAAAGGGCAAGUUCAAGGCCGUGCCACACUUCGUAAGAGGAGUUAGGCCUUCCAUGAGUAAUGGCCGGGUGGCAAGGAACACUCUGGCAGUGUUUACGCAGCCAAACCUGGGCGAGGAGGUUGACUCGGAGCAGCAUAUCACAUUCGGAGAAUUUGCCAGGGGCGUUGUGAGCAAGAACACUGUUGAGGCUUGA
Messenger RNA from Colletotrichum godetiae, 1098 nucleotides. RefSeq lists its product as uncharacterized. NCBI's taxonomy places the organism in Eukaryota, Fungi, Ascomycota, Sordariomycetes, Glomerellales, Glomerellaceae. The transcript is spliced from 3 exons. Bases 1 to 1098 code for a protein of 365 amino acids. The record is from RefSeq and is a predicted model, not a curated record.